UUGACAGCGCCUGUCAACAAAGCUGUUAAAAGCCUGCUGCCCAGGCUGUGACGCACAACACUCAGCAACACUGCGCAGGAUAAACACGCUAUUCAGUCAUGAGGGAAGCACCAACACGCAGCAGCAGACAGGAGUCGUCGGGAGGACUGUGGGAUUCCGUGAAGAAAGCCGCCGUCGUCAUCGGGUCCGGAGUUCUGUUCUUGGCCGCGUUCGGUAAUUCAUUGACAUGGCAUCUUCAAAAGUUUUGGGGAGCUUCGGGAGACUUUUGGCAGAACUUGUGGACCAAACUCUACGUGAUGUUUGAGGGCCACAAUGAGGCUUUAUUCUACAUGGGCACGAUGCUAGUGCCCACUGUGGUGUUCUGGGGCUUCAACGCUGCGCUACUAGUGGCGGACAUCACCGGGAGGCCAUCCUUCAUCACCCGCUACCGCAUCCAAGCCGACAAGAACAACCCGGUGGAGCCGGAGAAGCUGCGUCACGCUCUGAAGACGGUACUGUUCAACCAACUGUUCAUCUCCGCGCCCACCGUGGUGGCUGCUUACCACUUAAGCGGCUGGAGAGGAGACCCAUGCGGCCCUCAGCUGCCAACCUUCCACUGGGCCCUCGCUGAGCUCAGCGUCUUCUCCAUCCUGGAGGAGGUUCUCUUUUACUACUCGCACAGGCUGUUCCACCUUCCCCACCUUUACAAGCGUUUCCACAAGCAGCACCACGAAUGGACCGCUCCGAUCGGCCUGGUCGCCACCUACGCUCAUCCCCUGGAGCAUAUGUUCUCCAACCUGCUGCCGGUGGUGAUCGGGCCGGUACUGCUGGGCUCGCACGUUUCCACGACGUGCAUGUGGUACUGUCUGGCGCUGGUUAGUACCACCAUCUCCCACUGCGGGUACCACCUGCCCUUCCUGCCCUCGCCAGAAUUCCACGACUUUCACCAUCUCAGAUUCAACCAGUGUUUUGGUGUGUUUGGUGUGCUGGACCGCCUGCACGGCACCGACAGCAAGUUCCGGCAGAGCAAGCAGUAUGAACGGCACACUUUGCUCACCGGGCUCACCCCGCUCAGUGAAAGCAUCCCCGACACCCCCAAGAAGGGCCAGUGACUGCUCAAUUUGAUUUUAUCACCUUUUAAAACCUGUUGAUCAGUUUUAAAAUCCCCUUAUUUUUUUAAUUGUCUUUGCACUAAGAUUGUUUUUACUGACUGAGGUUCAUUCAGUAUGGUUCUGGUAACUUUCUGUGAAACUAAUGUGGAACUGAGCCCUAGUGGCUGCGAGAGGAACUACAUGAGGGCAAAAAUACCUUGUGUGGCGUUCACAAUUCUACAAGUACAAGCAAAUUAGGGAGGAAGACAAUCACUUGUAGCACACCACUAAAAUGUUUGAGACAUUUGAUCAUCGAAACUGCCCGACUUUGAUCGAAAGAGGUGGAACAAGACUUACGCCAGCGUGUGCAUGUUUGAACAUGAUGAAAUUGAACUUUCAUGAACCAUUUUAUGAACUUUGUCUACUUGCUGCUCUUUUUUUUGUGAUGACAAAUCUCGAAAUAAAUGUUUACUUUGGCACA
This is a messenger RNA of Syngnathus acus (greater pipefish), 1551 nucleotides long. RefSeq names its product fatty acid hydroxylase domain containing 2 (gene faxdc2). Gene Ontology annotation, biological process: sterol biosynthetic process. The transcript is spliced from 9 exons. Gene Ontology annotation, molecular function: iron ion binding; C-4 methylsterol oxidase activity. The coding region runs from base 99 to 1091 and encodes 330 amino acids. Lineage: Eukaryota; Metazoa; Chordata; Actinopteri; Syngnathiformes; Syngnathidae. The record is from RefSeq and is a predicted model, not a curated record.